AAACAUUUAUUAUUGUUGAAAUUAUACAUCCAUUACAUAAAUAUUAAAAUUGCGCCCUUGUAAACGUAAGCUUAAUGUAUAUAAUUAAUGGCCAAAUGAUUUGUUAACUUUUAUUUACCUGCCCGGCAAUUUGCCGGUUAAAAUAAAGGGAACAUUAAUGGGCGAUGAUAUAAAUAGCGGCGCAAAAUUCAGGAGGGCAAUGGGCAGAACGCCGGCCAGUAAAUUCAAUUGUCGCUCAUUAUUAUCCGUUUUACGGUGAAGCCGAAAUGAAUCAUUAAAUAACAAGUUUUAACGCAUUUCCGAGAUCGUGAUUGUACGUUGACCCACAGUGCGAGUUGGAUAAUCGUGACCAUCGACGGAAUAUCCCAAUUACAUCAGAGCGUCGCACGACUUCGCCACAGAUAAAGUCCGCCGCGGCCUCUCAAAAUAUACAGUUAACACAAACGCGGUCCGCCAGAACUUCUUCUCUCUGCGUUCGCUCCGCGUAUUUUCAUCGCGGUUGUCUUCGACGUCCAUUCGGAGGCCACACGGGUAUUAUACAUACAAUCAAGUGUCGAAAAUGGAGUGCGGAUGUGCAAAUUAUGUGGGUCCAUCCCUGGCCAAUUCAUGCGGGGGUGGUGCCUUUGUACUAUUCAUGACACUGUUGGACAGUUUUAUCACAAACAAAUGCGACCUGUCGGAAAUCUGUCAGAGGGUACGACCGAGGCUUCAGCCGGACGCCGAAUACGAUUUUGUGGUGAUCGGGGGCGGAAGUGGAGGUGCCACUGCAGCCGGUAAACUAUCCGAACAAUCGCAAUGGAAGGUGUUGUUGCUGGAAGCGGGCGGCGAUGAGCCGCCAGGUUCUCAAGUACCGUCCAUGGUCAUCAGCUAUCACAACAACCCUCACAUGGACUGGAACUAUAAAACUGAGCCAGAACCGGUGGGCUGCCAGGGAUACCCAGAAAAAAGGUGCGCCUGGCCCAGGGGCAAAGUACUAGGUGGGUGCAGCGUGAUAAACGGCAUGAUGUACAUGAGGGGCACCCCCAAGGACUACGACAACUGGGCGCAAGCCGGGAACGAGGGCUGGAGCUAUCAAGAAUUGCUGCCCGAGUUCAAGCGCAUGGAAGACAACAAGGAAAUCGGCGGUUUGGUGGAAGCUAAGUACCAUGGAAAGGGGGGACCGCUUACCACGAAACGUUUCAACGAUCAGCCUGAGUUGGCGUAUGAUAUUUUGGAAGCGGCCAAGGAGCUUCAGUAUCCCGUUGUCAAGGAUUUAAAUGGGCGCGACUUUUCUGGAUUCACCAUCGCCCAAUCUAACACCAGAGAUGGUGCCAGAUUAAGCAGCGCCCGUGCAUAUGUAAGACCUAACAGAAACCGCCCAAAUUUCCACGUCAUGUUGAAUUCCACAGCGUCAAAGAUUGUUGUGAGGCAGAACGGCAAUCAGAAAACCGUGGAGGCUGUCGAAUUUAUUUACAAUAACAAAAUGUACUCGGUAAAAGUAAAAAAAGAGGUUGUUUUGGCUGCCGGUGCAAUAAACACGCCACAAAUACUGCUACUAUCUGGUAUCGGGCCAAAAGCUGAACUGGACAAAGUAGGAAUUAAGCAAGAGCACGAACUGCCCGGCGUUGGCCGUAAUUUACAGAAUCACGUCGCCUUUUACAUCACCUAUCUGAUGAAGAAAGUAAAGGCCGUCAGCGACCUGGACUGGGCCAAUGCGCUGGACUACAUCCUCAACAGAAAGGGCCCAAUGUCUUCGACCGGAAUGUCUCAGGUCACGGCGAGGAUCUACUCCAAAUAUGCCGACCCCAAACAAAAUUAUCCCGACUUGCAAAUUUUCUUUGCCGGCUACCUGGCGAACUGUGCGCGUUCCGGGGAAGUUCGGGCGGCCGAAAAUCCGGAAAAACCUGAAACUCCACGCCAUCUGACGAUCUCACCGGUCACCCUGCAUCCCAAGAGCAAGGGCUACGUGACGUUGAAAUCGAAAAACCCUCUGGAGCCGCCUCUGAUGGUCGCCAAUUAUUUGACGGAACCGGAAGAUGCUAACGUCCUAGUUGAUGGUGUCAGAGUCAUACAACGGUUGAUGAACACCACCGUUCUGAGGAACAAAUACGGCCUGUAUCUGGAUAAGGAGGAGUACGGAGAUUGUGCCGCUAAAUUUGGCUAUGACACGGACGAUUUCUGGCAGUGCGCCGUGCGGUACUACACCGGACCGGAGAACCACCAAGCGUCCUCGUGCCGAAUGGGCCCCGCAUCGGAUCCCCUCGCCUGUGUGAACAACAAACUCGAGGUGUACGGCAUUUCGGGUCUGAGAAUCAUGGAUGCGUCCGUAAUGCCGUACCUAGUUUCCGGCAACACACACGCCACCAUUGUAUUAAUUGCUGAACGCGGUGUGGCUUUCAUAAAGCAGAAGUGGUUGCCCACCAACACAAUCGCCAACAGAUUCGGCUCCGGAACGGCCGAGACGAAACCCAAAGACAAACCAUUCACGAUAGUCCAAUCCAAACCAUACAGACCAGAUCAGCACUACCAGUUCCAACAGCCUCCGCCAUAUCACAACUUUAAUCAUAACGAGAACUGGCACAGGCAACAUCCCAACAUACCCGAUCCCUUCGCCGUCAACCAGAACAUCAAUUACCAGAACAUCAACAUUCGGCAAAACGCACGUAGUUAUCCCAAUAUCAAUCCGGAUUAUAACUACUGAAUUGCCCGAUGUCCAGUAUUGAUUUUCUAUACUUUACAUUAAAGCUUUAUUUAACUAGUUGUUGUUUACUCAAUAAAUUAUUAAUUUUU
Aethina tumida (small hive beetle) is the source of this 2769-nucleotide messenger RNA. RefSeq names its product glucose dehydrogenase [FAD, quinone]. The record is from RefSeq and is a predicted model, not a curated record. Lineage: Eukaryota; Metazoa; Arthropoda; Insecta; Coleoptera; Nitidulidae. The transcript has 4 exons. Gene Ontology annotation, molecular function: flavin adenine dinucleotide binding; oxidoreductase activity, acting on CH-OH group of donors. The coding region runs from base 560 to 2680 and encodes 706 amino acids.